CAGAUUGAUAGAGAGCGAGAGGGAGUUGCAGUGUUGAGUAGCAGGCGAGCAGUCACACAGGCUCCCACACAGUGUGCAAAAAAAAAACACAUCAAAGCAGAACUCUGCGACAUUUUCUCUUUCUCUCCUCGCUCGGGUAGGUUUUCUUUUCUGUCGUGAAUCUAUCAGUUGUCAGUUUCCAGUAUGGAUAUUGGGAGAAGAUUGAACAGAGUGGAGAAUUUCACGUUUAUCAACCCCUGGAUAAAAUACUGUCUCUUCUUCUUCAGUUUCCUCUUCUGGACCAUCUCUCUGGUGAUUGUUGCCAUUGGGGUUUAUGCCAAAAUUCAGAAAGCCACAGAUGCUGUGCGGGACACAUUUCUAAUCGACCCUGCAAUAAUCAUGAUUGCAGUCGGAGCCGUCAUGUUUUUAAUCACCUUCUGUGGCUGUGUGGGGGCUCUGAGAGAAAACAUCAUGUUGCUGCACGUGUUCUCAUUCAGCCUGAUGUUCCUCUUCCUGGUGCAGUUGGUCGUUGCAAUCCUGGGAUUCGUCUACUCAGAUAAGGCUCAAAACGCAGUUCGUAAAUUCAUCAAAAAAGCUAUUAUUCAUUAUCGAGAUGAUAUUGACCUGCAGAACCUGAUCGACUAUAUCCAGAAUGAGUUUCAGUGCUGUGGUUGGACCACAUACACAGAUUGGUCGAAGAACAUGUAUUUUAACUGCACGCCUCAGAACCCCAGCCCAGAGCGCUGUGGUGUGCCAUAUUCCUGCUGUAUACCGGUUCCUGGAGAGUCAGUGAUCAACACAAUGUGUGGCUUUGAGAAGCAAAGACUAAACCAGAUGGAGGCCUCCAAGUUCCUACAUCCCGUUGGAUGUGCUGAUAAAGCAGUGAUCUGGAUUGAGGGUCAUCUGUUCCUGGUGGGAGGCAUUGUUCUCGGCCUGGCACUGCCACAGAUUGCAGGAAUUGUCCUUUCUCGAAUCCUGAUCGGGCAGAUCAAAGAGGAGAUUAAGUCAAUAUAGUUACCAAAGUAUUAUAUUCACAACUGUGGUAAUCUUGGCACCUGGGAACAAAACAAGAGCAGUGGGGAUCUUGGUCAAGAAAGAAACAAAUGACAAUGAAGAGACGUUUGACUUUACCUCUGAAAUAUUAAUACUGUCCGUACCAGAUCCCACUGCAGUUCAUUUGUAGGGGUAUGUUUAAAUUACAGUUAACCAAGUGUAAGCUGCAGUUAACCAAGUAUAAGUAUUCGAGGAUUCGGUGCAGGAGUCAGAGUCAGUGAAUCGCUAGACUCACUUCUGAACUUUCGCCUUUGGGACCACAAUCUAUACUCCCAGAGGUAAAUACAGAAAAAUCAUCAGUGAUUUCAGAAACUGGGGAUGUGCAGUCAUGGAAUUAAGAAUGAGGUUAGACAUUUCAAUCAUGACUUCACUUCACAAAGUUCAGAAAUCAAGUAGCUAUAAAGGGGUGAAAUUAAUAAUAAUAAUCCUGACAAUUUGGUACAGUGCUUU
Callorhinchus milii (elephant shark) is the source of this 1482-nucleotide messenger RNA. It is a transcript of the gene tspan33b, whose product is annotated as tetraspanin 33b. Gene Ontology annotation, cellular component: membrane. The coding region runs from base 184 to 993 and encodes 269 amino acids. The record is from RefSeq and is a predicted model, not a curated record. NCBI's taxonomy places the organism in Eukaryota, Metazoa, Chordata, Chondrichthyes, Chimaeriformes, Callorhinchidae. The transcript is spliced from 8 exons.